AUGUCUACAGACCCCUACCAUGCGGUCCAACAAGAGAUACAGACAUCGCUACAGGCCGCGACACAGCUCCGGGCGUCCUAUAUUCGAAUACGAAACAUGAAAGGAGAAGGGGAGGAAGGAGAAGAGCUUGUGUGGGCGAGGAACGAAUUCAAGGCAAUCCUUGCAGCAUCAGAAGCCGAUCUAGAGGACCUGGAGGAGAGCGUCAAAAUUGUAGAAUCCACCGACCCCCGGAUGUUCGGCCUAACCCACGAAGAAGUAACGGAGCGAAGGCGAUACGUCGAGCACGCUAGGAAGGAGAUACAGGUAUGCCGUACCUCCUUGCCUGCACCUCGUAUGCGUGCGGGCGUCUCUGGCGGACGACCAGCUCCUGCAUAUACGCCCCAGCAGCGCGAAGACGAGGUUGAGGAUGACCAGAGUGCUUGGGCGAGGGAGGAGCAGCAGAUGAUGAUUAGAGAACAAGACCGGACAAUUGAUUCGAUAGCGGGGACGCUGAGCAAUUUGGCGCACCAGGCUGGGCUCAUGGGUCAGGAAAUCGUAGAGCAUACCGAACUGCUCACUGACUUGGAAUCUGGGGUAGACCGAACAGACAGCAAGCUUGGCAAUGCCAUGGGCCGCAUGAAGCGAUUCAUACGACAGUCGGAGGAACGAGGCAGUGGAUGGUGCAUCGUCGUGCUGAUACUCGUUCUGUGUAUCUUAUUGGUGGUGGUUAUCCUGAUAUAA
Messenger RNA from Guyanagaster necrorhizus, 720 nucleotides. RefSeq lists its product as uncharacterized. The record is from RefSeq and is a predicted model, not a curated record. The transcript is spliced from 6 exons. NCBI's taxonomy places the organism in Eukaryota, Fungi, Basidiomycota, Agaricomycetes, Agaricales, Physalacriaceae. Gene Ontology annotation, biological process: Golgi vesicle transport. The coding region runs from base 1 to 720 and encodes 239 amino acids. Gene Ontology annotation, cellular component: membrane.